Messenger RNA from Harpegnathos saltator (Jerdon's jumping ant), 858 nucleotides. RefSeq names its product elongation factor 1-beta (gene eEF1beta). The coding region runs from base 185 to 847 and encodes 220 amino acids. Gene Ontology annotation, cellular component: cytosol; eukaryotic translation elongation factor 1 complex. The record is from RefSeq and is a predicted model, not a curated record. The transcript has 3 exons. Lineage: Eukaryota; Metazoa; Arthropoda; Insecta; Hymenoptera; Formicidae. Gene Ontology annotation, biological process: translational elongation. Gene Ontology annotation, molecular function: translation elongation factor activity; guanyl-nucleotide exchange factor activity.
AAAGAACCGGAACGGACGUCACGUCGUCGCUCAAGUUGCGAUACUCGAACCGAGUCGUACCGUCGCGGUGGCCUCUAUCGUCGCACGUAGCUCUCUCUUCCGGCGAUCCGCAAGACGAAGAGGUCCCCGUUGAACGUCCUGCUCUCUUCGUCAAAUAUUUACACGUCCAGGACACGUUCUAGCCAUGGCCAUCGGUGACUUGAAAACCGACAAGGGCGUUAAGGAUCUCAACACCUACCUCGCCGAUCGCAGUUACGUCGACGGGUGGCAACCAACUCAAGCCGAUGUUGCAGUACUUGAAGCACUUGGGAAAGCACCGUCAUCUUCAAAUCCUCAUGUACUUCGUUGGUACAACCACAUAAAAUCAUAUGAUCUUAAGACAUUACCUGGUGAAAAGAAAGCCCCUGCUAUCUUCAGUGCAGCUAGCACUCCAGUUUCGUCCGCAGCAAAGGCAAAUGAGGAUGAUGAUGAUCUGGAUUUGUUCGGGUCGGACGAUGAAGAAGACGCGGAAGCCGCGAAGGUCAGAGAGGAAAGGCUAAAAGCAUAUGCGGAGAAGAAAUCGAAGAAACCCGCGGUCGUCGCUAAGUCGAGUAUCGUAUUAGACGUGAAGAGCUGGGGCGAUGAAACAGAUAUGAAAGAAAUGGAAAAUAAGGUGAGAUCGAUCCAACAAGACGGUCUCGUUUGGGGUGCAUCAAAACUUGUCCCAGUCGGUUACGGCAUAAAUAAGUUACAGAUAAUGUGCGUGAUAGAAGAUGAAAAAGUGUCUGUGGACUUGUUGAUGGAACAGAUUCAAGAGUUCGAAGAUCUAGUUCAAUCUGUAGACAUUGCUUCGUUCAAUAAAAUCUAAGGAAACUAAAA